This is a messenger RNA of Exophiala dermatitidis NIH/UT8656, 2016 nucleotides long. Its product is annotated as rab family, other. The record is from RefSeq and is a predicted model, not a curated record. Bases 618 to 1376 code for a protein of 252 amino acids. Lineage: Eukaryota; Fungi; Ascomycota; Eurotiomycetes; Chaetothyriales; Herpotrichiellaceae. The transcript has 3 exons. Gene Ontology annotation, molecular function: GTP binding; GTPase activity.
CGGCUCCAUAUACACGGCGCCCACGACGCUGCGGGCACAGACUAGGACCAUCAUACAGUCUGCGAUAAAUGGGGAGUAAUAUUGCAGUUGAUAGAUGCGCUCUGCCGCAAAGAUUCCCUGAUGCGAGGAUCAACACUGUUGGUCUCGGCGUAAGGGGAAGUGUUCAGAGCGCAAGCGCAAAUAAUCACGACUACGACUCUUGGUCCAGGUCACUCCGCUCCGUCGUCACUGCGAUACCAAGACUGCUUCUACUUGGAUCCGCCAAACUGCAGCCUUCAUCUUCCGGCACCAAUAUACGACUCCAACCGAUUGUGUCCGCUGGUCCAUACAAUUUCACUGUCGCAUCGCCGACCCAGGUCCAUUGACCCCGAGCCUCGAUCCGACGCCUCCGUUUUCAACCUUGCGAGAGUAUAGUCGCUGGUUUUGUCCAUCCGCAGACUUGCAGGCAGACCUCUACCACCCCAACCCCUCCGAUAACAUUCGACUCCGAGGCCCUGUUUAGCCCGCUGCAACCGCGGGCAGCGUCAAUUUGCUCGGACCAAGUCAGCAACUUCUCACUUCUAGUACAGGAGGAUUCUUUUUUAGCGCACCCGCGAUCGAAUUCACAAAUAAAGAGCAUGGCGGACCAGUCGUCGGCACCCAAACCGAGCAGCAGCGUCAAGCUCGUGCUGCUGGGAGAGGCAGCUGUUGGAAAGUCGUCUCUCGUUCUCCGCUUCGUCAACAAUGAUUUUCAAGAAAACAAGGAGCCCACCAUUGGCGCCGCCUUCCUCACUCAGAAGAUUUCCCUGCCCAACCGGAUCAUCAAGUUCGAGAUUUGGGACACGGCCGGCCAAGAACGAUUCGCCUCCCUUGCGCCUAUGUACUACCGCAACGCACAGGCAGCUCUGGUCGUCUACGAUCUGACCAAACCUACAUCGCUUGUGAAGGCCAAACAUUGGGUGGCCGAGCUGCAGAGGCAAGCAUCACCAGGCAUUGUGAUCGCCCUGGUAGGAAACAAAUUGGACCUCUGCUCUGAGACGUCCGGCGAUAGCGAUGCGACGGCCGAAUCUGCCGAGAACGAAGAGGGAGGGGACUCGGCAGAGGCCGAGCCGACAGACAGCGGCGACGCACGAAAGAUCUCUACUCGGGAAGCCAAGGCUUAUGCAGAAGAAGAGGGUCUUCUUUUCUUUGAGACAUCUGCCAAAACAGGCACCAACGUAGCCGACGUCUUCUCUGCGAUUGCCAACGCCAUCCCAGAGACAUCGUUGAAAGGAGCAAGAGGAGCUGGCGGCAGCGGUACGCAGGCGGCGCUGUCGGGGGCCGCCAACCGUGCGGAUGAAGCCCGGGUUAAUCUCACGGACCGGGCGAAACAAAAGAGCGACAACUGCGCCUGUUGAUCAUAUCGUUUGGUGGGGUUGUGGCCUCUUAAGUCUUAUGUGGCUGAUCGAUUGAUGAAAGAGACACAGCAGAUUGCUGCGAAAUCAUGCGUUAGGACUCGACAAGGACAGUAGCAGUAAUGCUGCCAGACCCAAGUGCUUAUGGCUGUCUUGCUGUUACCCUGGUUGCGAAGGGUGAUCUGAUACCACUAAAUACACCUUUGGAGUUUUAGGAUGGGCAUUGUUUUUGUUGUCACGUCUCGGUGGGUGCUCAACAAUUGGGAUUGGUAUUUAUUCUCUUGUUCGAGAUAGUGGCAGUGGUAACAUGGUAGCAAUGGAAGCAGAUGGACACGAACAGGAGGAUUCCUUCGUUCAGGACCUUUCUUCCGAUUUUGCUGUCACUCCCGGCCGCGCUGAACAAUCGUCCUUCACUGAGCCGCGGUAAGGCUUAAGAGGAGUAGCUGUUCUGCGAUUGACUGUUCUACCUUUCCUACUCUAGCGCUGCCUCAUAGCAUGGACGUCCCCUGCAGGACUGAGAUAGCCGGCCUACUAUCUUCUUUCUCGGGCCACCUUUGACUUUCGCGCUUAGGUCAAUUUCUUGACUGGGAAGGGGCUGUACAUCGCCUCUUCUUAGAUAAUAUUAUUUGAACACCAUAUCGAC